Messenger RNA from Pezoporus flaviventris, 530 nucleotides. RefSeq names its product trefoil factor 2-like. The coding region runs from base 54 to 530 and encodes 158 amino acids. Lineage: Eukaryota; Metazoa; Chordata; Aves; Psittaciformes; Psittacidae. The record is from RefSeq and is a predicted model, not a curated record. The transcript is spliced from 4 exons. Gene Ontology annotation, biological process: maintenance of gastrointestinal epithelium.
UAGGCUGUUCCCAGGGAAAGCAGCACGUCUCCUCCACCCGCCUUCCAAGAGCAAUGGAUCUCAAAGUGACCUGUGUGCUUUCUGUUGUUCUCAUCAUAGCCCUCAGCACCUUGGCAGGUGCUGUACCAACAAGAUGCCAGUGUAAAAUGGAGCCCAAGGAGCGGAGCAACUGUGGCUACCCAGGAAUCACAGCAGAGCAAUGCAGAAAAGCUGGGUGCUGCUUCAACUCUUCAGUCCCUGGCGUUCCCUGGUGCUUUUCUCCUAAAGCAAAGAAAGUUAGGAAAGUAUGUCCCGCUGAUUCUCGCGCCAGGAUAAACUGCGGCUUCCCUGGCAUCACGGCGAAGGAGUGCGAAAAGAAGGGGUGCUGCUUCAGGUCACAUCCCGCUGGUGUCCCCUGGUGCUUCUACCACCGCGUGGUGGAGGAAGAUCUCUCUGCUGGGACUGUGGCAGCGAAGCAGGUGGAGGUCAAUGGUCUUGCUGAGAUUCACAGCAUUCUGGGGCUGUAUUUGGCUUUGCAAGAAAAACUAUGA